ACAAAAAUACGUGGAUCAAAACUCUACUUGUUUUUUUGAUAUAAAAACCUUAGUAACAUGGGAUUACUUUGUCUGUGUUGAGCCAGAAAGUUUUACAAUGCAUCGCCCUGGUGCAUCAUUAAUCUGUUCUACAUCCCUGUAAGUUUGUGAAAAAUAUAUUCUUCUUGUAAAUGAAAAACAUAAAUUAGUCUUGCUACACAAGCAGCUCUGUGAAGUUGGUUCUGUAUCUUUAAAUGACUCAGAUUUGCUGCUGCAUGAGAGCAAUGUUUGUUCAGCGGUCUGCAAAACAAUUAAUCAUGAUACGUGUUUUGUGUUCUGGGGUCACGUAAGCACAACCUAUUGUUUGCUUUAACAGUAAUUUGGGAAAUGUUAAAAAAAUGAAAACAACUACUGAGAGAGAGGAUGUUUGAUAAGAGCAUUUUGGGGAGUAUUUAGAUUGUAAUUUCUGUUUCAUGAUCAUCUCAUUUCAAGACAAUUACAACAGCUUAACAUCAAACCAAAGAGAGAAAGGAGAAUGUUACAAGAUGCCAAAAGCUGAUUACCUGAAGAACAGGAAACCAUCAAACUUUCCUCCAGGACCAAGAGCUCUUCCCUUCGUGGGAAAUAUCUUAACUUUGGACAGCAAGCAUCCACACGUUUAUUUCACCAAGCUGGCUGACCUCUAUGGCAGCGUCUUCAGAGUCCGCCUCGGCUGGGAUACGUUGGUGAUAUUGAGCGGAUAUAAGAUGGUGAAAGAGGCCAUUGUGACGCAAGCUGAGAACUUUGUGGACCGGCCGUACAAUGCAGUCGCUGACAGAUUUUGCAAUGACCCCUCAGCCGGUCUAUUCUUGAGCAACGGUGAAAAAUGGCAGAGGCAGCGACGUUUUGCGUUGUCUACCUUACGUAACUUUGGUCUGGGGAAGAACAUGCUGGAGCUCAGCAUCUGUGAGGAGAUCCGACACCUGCAGGAGGAAAUAGAGAGUGAGAAAGGUAAACUUUUCAGCCCUGCAGGCCUCUUCAACAACGCUGUGUCCAACAUCAUCUGCCAGCUUGUCAUGGGGAAAAGAUACGACUACUCGGACCACAAGUUUCAGACGAUGCUGAAGUACAUGUCUGAGGUGAUUUGGCUGGAGGGGAGCAUUUGGGGCGAACUUUAUCAGGCAUUCCCCAGCGUGAUGAAAUAUUUGCCAGGUCCUCACAACAAAAUCUUCAGGAUUUACUCCAGCAUACAAGAUUUCCUUCUUGAGGAAAUACAAGAGCACAAGAAGGAUUUGGACCGCGACCACCCUGGAGACUACAUUGACUCUUUUCUCAUUGAGAUGGAGAACCAAAAAGACUCUAACCUGGGCUUCACAGAGAGCAACCUGGCUUCCUGCUCUCUUGACCUCUUCCUAGCAGGAACAGAAACAACAGCGACCACGCUGCUGUGGGCUUUGAUUUUCCUAAUUAAAAACCCCGAUGUCCAAGAGAAAGUCCAAGCAGAGAUUGAUAGAGUGAUCGGACAGAGUCGUCAACCCUCCAUGGCCGACAGACAGAACCUGCCGUACACUGAUGCUGUGAUCCAUGAGAUCCAGAGGAUGGGGAACAUUGUUCCUCUGAACGGAUUCAGGGUCGCUGCCAAGGAUACAACUCUGGGUGGUUACGUCAUACCAAAGGGAACAUCUGUGAUGCCCAUGUUGACAUCCGUACUGUUUGACAAAUCUGAAUGGGAAACUCCAGACACCUUCAACCCUGGACACUUCCUGGAUGCCAAUGGGAAGUUUGUGAAGAGAGAAGCAUUCAUACCAUUCUCUGCAGGGAAACGUGUGUGUCUUGGUGAAGGCCUCGCUAAGAUGGAGCUGUUCCUGUUUUUGGUCGCCUUACUGCAGAAAUUUUCUUUCUCUGUUCCUGAUGGAGUUGAGCUGAGCACUGAAGGAAUCACCGGAGCGACGCGCGUACCUCACCCCUUCAAAGUGUCUGCUAAGGCUCGCUGACAGAUCCACCAUCACUGUUUGUUCUCAAGAGAAGAAUAAGUACAAUGUAGAAAAAGCUCUUGAAAGUCUUAGCAGUGCUUCUUAUUCAGCAAGACUCUGAUUGUAUGCAUCUCCACUUUAUAAUCUGGUUUUAUGUAACAAUAUAUCUUAUCAGCAAACCAUGCAACACACUGUGACCUGCUGAUUCCUGCUGGGAGCUCAGGAGCAAGAAACUCUAGAUGGCAGACAAAAAACAAUUCACAAGUCAUUAAAAUACUCCUGUUGAUUACAAAAUAUGACAACUUAUAAAAUUGUGAAGUAAAGAUUUACAAACAUGUUAUUUGAUGUGUUUCCCACUGCGCUGAAUUAACAAAGCAGAAAGAUGAAACGUCUGUCAUUUUUAAUUGUAAAUGUUGUUAGGUUUUUAAAGAUUGGUAAACUCUUUGAUCAUACACCACACUCCAAACUCAUUGGCACCCCUACGGAGAAAACCCAUUUCGGCUGAUUGUAUCCGUGAUCAGGUUCUUUCAGUCACGACCCAAAGCUCAUGACCAUAGAUGAGGGUGGGAACGAAGAUGAACCGGUAAAUCGAGAGCUUCGCUUUUUGACUCAGCUCUCUGUUCACCACGACGGACCAGUACAAUAUACUACUCUUAUAUCACUGUUAACAUGAGGGGAAUGCUUUUGAGAGAAAGUGGUUUGGAUAGUCUAUUGUCCACAAGAAAAGAAUUUGAAUAUUGAAACAUGUAAUACUUUUGUUGCUUAAACAAAAUUAGACUUAUUGUGUGGAGUUAACAUUAUCUUAUUAUGAAUUAUAAUGUAUGUACUGCUGGAGAAUAAAGGUUCUCUUUUGUCACUCAUACAGAAAUAUGUCUAAGAUUUCAGGAAGUAACAUUUAAAUAAAUUGGACAUGGUUUAAUUUCUGUGUGGAAAAAGGUAAAACAAAUAAAAGACAGAGAAAGAUAAAUGUCCAUUGUUCAGCUGCCUAAUAAAGUGCUUUGUACAUUAAA
Molecule: messenger RNA, 2941 nt
Organism: Gambusia affinis (western mosquitofish)
Lineage: Eukaryota; Metazoa; Chordata; Actinopteri; Cyprinodontiformes; Poeciliidae
Product: cytochrome P450 2J6-like
Exons: 10
Coding region: 453-1952 (499 amino acids)
Biological process (GO): xenobiotic metabolic process
Cellular component (GO): cytoplasm; intracellular membrane-bounded organelle
Molecular function (GO): iron ion binding; oxidoreductase activity, acting on paired donors, with incorporation or reduction of molecular oxygen, reduced flavin or flavoprotein as one donor, and incorporation of one atom of oxygen; heme binding
Source: RefSeq, a predicted model, not a curated record